Messenger RNA from Monopterus albus (swamp eel), 862 nucleotides. RefSeq names its product tRNA methyltransferase activator subunit 11-2 (gene trmt112). The coding region runs from base 211 to 582 and encodes 123 amino acids. The record is from RefSeq and is a predicted model, not a curated record. Gene Ontology annotation, biological process: rRNA (guanine-N7)-methylation; peptidyl-glutamine methylation; tRNA methylation. The transcript is spliced from 4 exons. NCBI's taxonomy places the organism in Eukaryota, Metazoa, Chordata, Actinopteri, Synbranchiformes, Synbranchidae. Gene Ontology annotation, molecular function: protein heterodimerization activity.
GGCUGUAGUCACGGAACCAAUGUAAUGAGUCUCAAAAUCUUUGGGACGUUUUUUAGCGACGUAACAGUGCCACUUCCGGUCCACAACUCCAGCGUGAUUUACAUGUUGAUGACUGAUGGUACACUGUUACUAAGCUAACAUUCGGCGAACACUUACGGGCAAAAUACUGUUGAACCGGUGACAAUUAUUUCCAAUUUUAAGUCUGUGAACAUGAAGCUGCUUACACACAAUAUGUUGACGUCUCACGUGAAGGGAGUCAUUAAAGGGUACCCGCUGCUCAUCAAGGCAACCGAGGUGAAGGUGAAUGAGGUGGAAUUCAACCCUGAGUUUGUCAGCCGGAUGAUUCCCAAACUGGAGUGGUGUGCUCUGGUCCAGGCUGCAGAGGCGUUGGGUCAUCGGCAAGAUCUGCCAGGUGAGCUGGUGCCAGAUUAUGAGAAAAAUGAAGAGUUCCUGAAGAAAGUGCACAGAGUGCUGUUAGAGGUGGAGGUGAUAGAGGGCUGCCUGCAGUGCCCAGAAUCAGGACGAGAGUUUCCGAUCUCUCGAGGAAUCCCCAACAUGCUGCUGAAUGAAGACGAGGUGUAGACAGCAUGUCAGUGGUUGUGAUGCACACUGGGACUGUGGGUAUUCAGAGAGAGGCUGGACUCUGGUUCAGUUGGCGCCAUGAAAAACAGGCCACACUGUUGGGUUGGUUGUAGCUUAAAGUGGCCGAUGUUGUCAAUGGACUGAAAAACAUUUGAUUUGGAGGGUAACAGAUGGAAAUGGUUUCAAGGGUAACCCCCAGUGGUUUUAUCUGUAUUUAUUUUUGUAGUUGUUUGUGCUUUUUUUUUUAUUUUUCAAUAAAACUGUCCUAAUUUCCAUGACA